Molecule: messenger RNA, 609 nt
Organism: Prunus dulcis (almond)
Lineage: Eukaryota; Viridiplantae; Streptophyta; Magnoliopsida; Rosales; Rosaceae
Product: NDR1/HIN1-like protein 3
Exons: 1
Coding region: 1-609 (202 amino acids)
Biological process (GO): defense response to other organism
Source: RefSeq, a predicted model, not a curated record
AUGUCUGGAGGGUGUGCCUGCUGCUUCUGCCUUCUCUGCAACACUUUCCUCUGCUUCACCCUAGCCUUCUUCAUGUUCUGCUACAUCUUGACUUCUGAUGAGCCCAAAUUCAGGGUCACCGAUGCCUCUCUGACCCAAUUCAAUUUUACCAACACCGACAACAGCACUAUCCACUACAACCUUGCACUCAACAUCACCAUCAGAAACUCGAACAAGAAGGUUGGCAUAUACUAUCGUCGCAUUCAAGUAAUUGCUAACUAUAGAAAGAAGACGUUUGCUAUGGUGAAUUUGACUUCCGCACCAUUUUACCAAGGCCAUAAGAACACGACCACUUUGCAUGCAGUUCUUGAAGGGCAGCAGUUGGUGUUGUUUGGGGAAAGUGACAUUUCCCAAUUUAAUUCGGACACUGCUGCCAGCAUUUACAGUAUUGAUCUGCAGCUUGCUCUUCAGGUAAGAGCCAGGUACUUUAGUUUCAAGACAGCCGAAUACCCGUCUAGCAAGAUCGACUGCAAACUGCGGGUUCCUUUCAGUCUUAAUGAAACAUCCCCAAGUGGUUUCAACGUAACAAUGUGCUGGAAUGUUCAUAUCUUGACAGAUCGUGGCGACUAA